AGAAAGGCUUUCGAAACAACAGCCAACUUUUCCGGGACAUCGACAUGUCUUAUAUCGUCAGAAAGCUUAAAUGUUUGUUCAUCUAACUGCAGUGUCUAAUUUUACAGUAGCUAUUACAGCGGGACAAAAUACCAUGCUAUUGUUUGGGGAUAGCGCACAACAACAAAACACUUAUAAAUGCAACUUGUUUUGAUACAUUCCCCUCUGACAUAUUGGCUAUACAACAUGUCAAUUAGCCUAAUGAAGGUAAGCUGUCGUUAGGCACCAAUGAGACCAGCGGUGUUCACUUGAUUGACAGAGUCUUGGUUCAUGGACCACCUAUCAUUUUGAAAGCGGUCUAGCUAGAUAGCCAAUGAACUGGGCUUUCCAGCGGAAUGUGAACGCCUUUUGUACUGCAACAGUGUUCAAUCUCUGGUGAAAGCAAACAGGACUCACGGUAGUUAAUGAUACUCAGUGGUUCGUUCUCUUCUACAAACUUUCCUCAAAACAAAAAAAAAAAAGAAAACAUGGCUACUACUAGUGGGAAAGCUACAUCGAAGUCCAAGUUUACAAAUUUGGAUGAGAACAUUGUGGAAGUUGACUGGGAGAGUGACACAGAACUAAUGGAUGAGGACUCCACGAGUGAGUCCAGUUGUGAUUCCAGUGAGGAAGAAAUGUUUUUGGAAGGAGAGGAUCCCCUUUUGGAUCGAGGUAGAGACUCCGAUGACCUCUGGGAGCCAUCUCCAAAGAUACCACAUUCAAGUCCAUCCCACACUCGUUCAAACGUAGGAACGGGUUCCUCCAGUCUGACCCCUGCUGCUGUCUCUGGCUCCACACCCACCCCCACCCGGCCAUCUAGAGGUGUUAUGAGUCCAGACCAGAAGCGGAGGAGGGCUGGUGUACCAGCGGCAACUACAACCGAGGGAGAGGACCGUUGGCGCACUGUGCUAGAGGAUGAUGUGGAGCCACGUCGACCAAUAUUUCGACCUAAAAGGCAGCCGGGACCUCAGCUGGACAUGACUGGAAAGUACAGCCCCCUUCAUCUUUUCCAGAUGUUUUUCUCCUUGUCAGUUCUUGAUUCGCUUGUGUCUAACACCAACAAGUAUGGGGCUAAGAAGCAAGCAGGAAAGAAAGAGGCCUGGAAGCCCAUUUCCAUCCAAGACCUGUACUGUUACAUCUCACUGGUCAUUUAUAUGGGGCUAGUUAAGUUGAAAACACUGAAGGACUACUGGAGAAGCUCAAGACUCUACCAACUGCCUUUCCCCACCACUAUCAUGUCUUGUAAGAGGUUUCUGACUGUCUCGCGAGCGCUUCAUAUCAGUGACCCACAAGCUGACGACAACAAUGACAGGAAGAAGGGCACAGCAGGCUUUGAUAGGCUCUUCAAAAUCAACCCUCUCUACUCCAGCAUUGUUGAGGCCUGCAAGACCCAUUUUCAGCCUUCCCAGAACCUGUCCAUAGAUGAGAGGAUGGUAGCCUCAAAGGCCAGAAUUGGCAUCAAACAAUAUAUGCCUAACAAGCCAACAAGAUGGGGUUACAAACUGUUUGUUUUGGCAGAUUCUGCGUGUGCCUACACUUGGAAUUUCUUUGUUUAUGAGGGGAAGUCUAUCUCAGCCACCGGUAUGGGACUUGGUUAUGAUUCCGUUAUGAAAUUAUUGGAUUUUCCACUGCUGGGGAAGGGCUAUAAACUAUUCGUGGAUAACUUUUACACAAGCCCGACUCUGUUUAUAGACCUGAGGAAGCUGAAUGUAUGGUCUUGUGGCACCAUUCGUCCCAACGGAGUGGGUUUUCCCAAAACAAAAGUAAACGACAUGCCUAAGAGGGCAGAAAGGGGGACCAUACGAUGGAUUCGGAAAGAUGACCUGCUCUUUGUAAAGUGGAUGGAUGCCAGAGAGGUGAUCAUGUGCUCCAGUAUCCACAAAUCGUACAGCGGCGAUCACAUCCGCAGGCGUGCGAAGGACGCUAAUGGGACAUGGACCAAGAAAGAUGUCCCCGUUCCAGCUGCUGUUAAGGAUUACAACAAGAGCAUGGGAGGUGUGGACCUGUCAGACGCGCUGAUAGGCUACUAUAAUGUUCUCCACAAGACAAUGAAGUGGUACAAGACAUUGUUCUAUCACUUCAUCGACAUUGCUGUGGUGAAUGCAUUCAUCCUCCACAAGGAAAUGGCUAAGAGCUGUGGAAAGACCCCCAUGACACAGCUAGCCUUCAGAGAGCUGCUCAUCCAGGAGCUUGCUGACUAUGGCACAAAGACCACUGCAGCACCUUCUGUCCCCUCUACCUCUGUCCCCUCUUCUCCUGCCUCCAGUAAUGUUCACCUGCCAAAAUACAUCAGUGCAGACCUGAAUGUGCCUCAGGGCCAAAAGGGCACAGUAGGGAGGCGUCGUUGUACUGUGUGCCACAGGAAAUCUCCCAUCACCUGCACUACUUGUGCUGUAACCCUCUGCUUUACAACAGAGAGAAACUGCUAUGGGCUUUGGCAUCAGCAGCUCAAUCUGGUGUAGAGAACUGUGGGUGUUCUAAAUACUCUAAUUGUCCUGAUGGUGGUACCAGACAAGUCACUAGAAGAUGCCUGUUACUGAACUACCUCAAGGUUUCUGCCCCUCUGGUUGAGGUCCUGGUGUCUGCAGGGUUUGGAAAGAUCUGGUUGGCUGCUGAAGUGUUGCUGUGCUGGUGGAGUCGGAAGCUCUCCUGUUUUACACCUGCAAGCCCUCGUACACUCCUGAUUGGUCAGCAAGGAAGUGAGAUGUCUCGUUGGAACUGGGGGGAAACCAGGCCAAGUCAAUUCAACCCCAGGACUGUGUUUUGAUGUAUGAAUAAAUCUACAUAUUAAUGCUUG
Molecule: messenger RNA, 2815 nt
Organism: Oncorhynchus mykiss (rainbow trout)
Lineage: Eukaryota; Metazoa; Chordata; Actinopteri; Salmoniformes; Salmonidae
Product: piggyBac transposable element-derived protein 4
Source: RefSeq, a predicted model, not a curated record